UCCUCUCUUUAACGCAAAAAUACAAAAACAAAAAAAGAAGAAGCUUCCCUCUUACAGUAAAGCUUCAUCGACACAGAGUUCUCCAAAAAUUAGAGCUUAUGCUAUUUAUAUGCUAGUACUAAUAUUUUUCCUAUUAUGUUCAUUGGACUAGCUUCCCUCGUAAAAAAGAGUAACUUACGAUUAUCCAUACAAUUUCUGCUCCUUCUAUAAAUACUUGAUAAUCUUCUGUUUUUAUAUAUAGAAUAAAUUUAAAGCUGAUGUAUAAAAUAAUGGAAGUUGAAGUUUUAAUGGAUCAGGCAAAUUAGAGAAAUUUGAAAGCUGAUUUCUUGAAUGCGCCAAGGCUUUCAUCUCUUAUCUUACCCUGAUUUAUUGGCAAUUUCUUCGAACCCAUAAAAAGAUUCGUACCUAUUUUGUUGAAAUGCAAUGGGGCGGCUGGGCGCUUCUCAAAUAUCAAUACCAACAACCAAUAUAUGGAGCAAAUCCAUCGGGAGACCAAGGGUUGUAUCGUAAAUCCAUGGAUGCACAUGAAUAGCAUGAGCAAAGAUUUCUGCUGGCGUGUGAUGAUAGAUACCAAAUAAAAUCGUUUCGUUUGCCUAUGAAAUAUAUAAAAUUCGGAGAUGUUCAUGGAGGAGUUGGUUAUUAGGGAAAACGAGGAGAGGGAGAGGAAAAUGGAGAUGGUUGGGUCUGAAAAUGGGGAAAGAGUAGGGGGAGGAUAUUGUAGGGAUAGCCCACCUGAAGAUGACUGCUGCCCCAUUUGCUUUGAUGAUUUCCACUUUCCAUCCAGAACUAGCUGUGGCCACUGGUUUUGCUCUUGAAUGCAAACCAUUGUAUUGGUUGAAAGAAUAUGUAAUGGUGGUCUCUCUCUCCCACCAUUGGCUCUCUUAUGCACUUGGAUGUGAUUUAACAGCAAGCUGCAUUCUGGAGCUAUGGAGAUACCGGGCAAAAUCCAAACAAUGCAAAUGCCCUAUAUGUGGAUGUUUAAUACAUAAUCUGGUUCUGCAGUCGUCUAUAGUGAUUGAGCCGGGAGAAGAAGUUGGUAAAAUCCUCAGAGACAUCCAACUAUACAAUACUAUGAACCUUGGGGGGUUGUCUGGCCUCUUAAUGAAAGCGGCAGCGCUGCCAGUGGUAAUCAGGAGAGGGGUGUGGGAAAAUUUGAAUAUAACAAUGUUGGAGUACAUAUGUAACUCAAUGCAUAGAAUUGGUCUGCUGUUGGGUGUUAUGUAUGAAGUUUUUGAGUUGCAAUUCUUCCCCAGUGGAGGGCUAGGGAUCGCGGUAUGGUUUGAUAUGUGCAUCUAUGGUUUGGUUGUAUUCCUGCUAUGGGAUGUCAUAUGGCAGAGAUGGAUGAUCAUCAUCACACGAUUGCUUUAACAUACUUGUAAACUGCCAAUAUUUUCUUUUUCUUUUUCUCCUUUAAAAAGAGGCUGGACUGGAGUAAUGUUGUGGAUACUAGUAUUUUUGUUUUCUUGAUAUAUUCGGGUUGCAUACUCAAUAGUUAAUAACCGAUUGAAGAA
Molecule: messenger RNA, 1511 nt
Organism: Salvia miltiorrhiza (redroot sage)
Lineage: Eukaryota; Viridiplantae; Streptophyta; Magnoliopsida; Lamiales; Lamiaceae
Exons: 5
Coding region: 739-1368 (209 amino acids)
Molecular function (GO): ubiquitin protein ligase activity
Source: RefSeq, a predicted model, not a curated record